Didymosphaeria variabile is the source of this 2391-nucleotide messenger RNA. RefSeq lists its product as uncharacterized. Lineage: Eukaryota; Fungi; Ascomycota; Dothideomycetes; Pleosporales; Didymosphaeriaceae. The transcript has 3 exons. The record is from RefSeq and is a predicted model, not a curated record. Bases 1 to 2391 code for a protein of 796 amino acids.
AUGGCAGCUAACAAGCCACGUAGGUUGUCGCCGUCCCCUCAGCGCUCCCGCCGCCGCUUCGACCCCCGGCGGCUCUUUCCACGCAGCAGCCCUACACCCAGGCUCCGGUCUGCCGUGUCUACCAACUCACUCCGCGCCGCAGCGGGCACUGGGUCCACCCCCGCUGCCCUCGAACCGGUGCGAGAUGCGCUUCCGGUGAGUCCCAGGACCGCCAGGCCCUUUGGCGAGUUCCACGGUGCUCCGACCACAGCGGUGACCUGGAAGGACAUCCACGAGGAGACGGACAGUCACAAUGACUAUGGAUUUGCACUCCAUGAUCAGGCUCAAACCGCAUCCGACUCCAGCCGCCAGCACACGAGGGUGAGGUUUGCGGACGACGAGCGCAUGCGCGCCCAGGACACCGAGCGCAAAAAGGGCAAGUUCCAGAGCCUUUUUCCGUUCCGCACUCGCGAAAAGGACUCUGGCAAGCGCACUGCGGCUCUCCGCUCUCAUCUCCCGUUCAGGUCUAUGGUGAAUCUGGCUGAGAGCGGCAGUCACUCUGACUUUCACCGCCGCGCAGAGGGCGAUAGCUUCGACCGCUUUCUAGACGAGCAGCCUUUCUACCAGCGCCUCCACCCUGAGCGAUUCACACCAUCGCCUCAACCUCACGCCCGCAACCGCCCAAGGGUUCUCGACACCAACAUGUUGAGCCGCAACGAUGAAGCUUCCCAGAGCGGCGAUAGGGCUCUUUCUCGCAACACCCAGCGUGCAUCAAGCAACUCAGUCUUAGACAUUAUCGAAGGCUACCAGGAGCAGCGUUCGUCGGCGACAUCGAUGCCGCUGACUACCACCGCACCAAAUUUGUCGCGACUUGCUGACCCGGAUCAACAUGACCUUUCCGAAGUACGCGAAGAGGCUGAGGAACAAGAAUUCGUACAACGAGGCUACGUCUUGCCUUCCUUCACCUCUCUGGCCCGUCCCGUUGCGCUGAGGAGUCACCGACCCUCUGCUCCCGUCUUAGAUUCGGUACCAGCUCGAGACCAGCAACUCGAGAAGAUUGAAGAGGCAAUCGCACGCAUUGUACAGACAGACGAACGAGCGCGCAACAUGACCGACGCAGAGAAUGAGAGUCUCAGAAAGCGAACCGACAGAGCCUUGCUCAUGGCGGCAGACAUGGCGGAAGAGAAGUCUAGGAUGGACACCGAGGUCGCUUCGCUGAAGAAAUCCCAUAAGUUGUUCACGCAACAAGCCAACCAACUUGUGUCACGUUGGUCGCCUGACUCGUCUCUCACGUCUGUCAGCAGCCGUGAUCUCAUUGACGCCAUCCCCUCGGACGAAGAGCCUGAGAUUUGCGAGGCCGAUGUCGCUGUGUGCUACCCUGUCACUAAGAUACCUGCUGGUACGGUUAGGGUGGUGGGCAGGGGCCGUCCUGCGGUGAACAAACGUCAACGAGAGGAGAUGGCGGCUGGCCAGGACAGUCAAUCAACCCAGGUCGCAGACAACAGUGUGUUGGACAAAUCCAUCCAGAACAAGCCCUCUAUGAGCGAGCUGAAGCGCGUGAAAGCACCGAUAGCUCUCAACAAGGGAGGAACCGAGCCCUUUCCGAUGUAUAUCGAACAUUUCAAGGAAGGAGAGCGUAGGAAGAACCUCGGGAUGCCCCGUGACGAGUCGCAGGACUUCACUCAGACUUGGGUUGAUCGGCAUGUCGACGUGAAGGAGCGCCCAGUAUCAAUCGCUUGUGACCAGGAUGUACGUGCUGAGAGGGCUAUUCCUCCUGCUCCGUUCCCAAAGGAUGGUUUCAAUACAACGCACGCUACUUCCAUGUCACCGAUGAGGGCCCCGCCUAAGCCGCCAUCGAGAACUCCACCUCGUCUGUCUAUGACACCAUUGAGAAUUCCACCCAUCCCAGCUAGGUCUCCGCUGAGGCAGUCCAGCUUGCCGUCUCCGACUGCAGUGCCUCUUCCCAGUUCGCCUGUUCCCCCUUUCCGUAGGGCGCCAGUGAGAGGUAAGCCUACUUCGUCAUUUGGUCAGCCUAGCGUUUUGCGUAGCACUCCGCCCCGCAUACAGCUGCCGGCUCCAGCUUCCAGCGUCUCGCCUACUAGGUCUUCCUCGCUUCAGGCGCCGACUCGAAAGCACUGUGUCCAGGGUGGUCACACGUUCCGCCCCAUGAACCUCCACGAGGUCCCGGACAACGUCGAGAUGGGACGCAUCGGUGUGUCACCCUACCUGAAUACUCAAGCCGGGGUCAUGCAGCAAGUCGACGGUUCCAUUUGCUGCGAGAAAUGUGGUGACAACGCCGAGGUCUAUAUGCAGUGCGAGCUCCCCGAGUGCAGCCUUUCGGUGUGCUUCGACUGUGCGCUUAUGAUACAAGCAGAGGGUGAGAGGAAGAGGAUUGAUGCUUGGCACUACUAA